AUGCCUUUAAAACGGAUCACAUUCAGUGGAAGACUGGGUCCUAAAGCAAAAGAAGAUGACGAUUAUCGAAAAAUUCUUCUACGAGGUUUAAUAUGCAUGGGUCUUGAUAUAGCGAUCACACUCGCAAUCUCGAUCGCUCUUUUCUACAUGUUUGCUGGGUAUGCUAUUUCACCCUACGAGCGCCCAAUCCCGUGUAACGAUGAUUCAAUAAAUCGACCGUUUCAAAAUAACACUGUUAGGAUGAAACAGCUUCUGGUUAUUUCUUUAGGAACACCGUUCUUCAUCAUCUGUUUUGUUGAGGCUCUGAUCUUUCGUGCCUCACAGGGAACUAACAAGCUCGCGAAUUAUUUCACUACAUCGACACUGCUGUAUCUUACUUAUUUGAUAUCAUUUGCCGUUUGCACAUUUUUAAUGGAGUACUUGAAAUGUACUAUUGGCCGCCUGCGUCCCCAUUUUCUUGCUGUCUGCCAGCCUGAUUGGUCUCGCAUGGAUUGUACGGACAAGGACUAUAUCCCAGGUUUGGCAUCCCUUUGUUUGAUUCCAAUUAAGCCGAAGGAAGAAAAUUUUGCUUGUAACUUUCCUCGCACCUAUCGUUCGCAAUUGUUGGAUAUUGAGUACUUCUGUCCUUUAGUGGAGAGUGGAGAGCAUGGGAGAAUCCCACUAGCCGGCCGUAAAAGACGUAUUUCAGUCUCUGAAACAUUUUGUUUGAAUCCCGACACUCGGCGGAUUCGUACUGCUAGGACUUCGUUCCCAUCUGGACAUACUGCGGCCGCUUUCCACGUUUUGAUGUUCCUUGGGUUAUAUUUAUGCAGGAUGGCGAAUAUCACUGGUAUUCCAUCUCUAUAUAAGACUCGGAACAUAUUAUUAGCUAUUUUCACCCUUUGGACAGGAUUUACCGCUAUCACUCGAAUUACUGAUUACUGGCACCAUCCAAGCGAUGUUCUCGGUAGGUUGCCUCAUUUGGAAUCAAAACUUUUCAAUAUGACGGCAUUAGGCCAUGAUCAGAAUUAA
Molecule: messenger RNA, 1011 nt
Organism: Haemonchus placei
Lineage: Eukaryota; Metazoa; Nematoda; Chromadorea; Rhabditida; Trichostrongylidae
Source: the annotation of a GenBank genome assembly